UAAUUUAAUUUGGAUAUCAAUUAAUGCAAGGUUGGUUUAAAUUGGAUCUGUAUUUUUUUUACUGUUGUUGAGUUACAUUUAUAACAUUAAAAGCACAUCUCAUACAUACUUUUUAGCUAGAUUUUUGCACAACUUUAUUAGAAGUAUAAAGUUCUUGUUUUGCAAAUUGUAUAAGAUCACCAAAAGCAGAGCACGGUCUAGCUAAAGCCAAUAUCACAAUUACAGCCAAAAUGGAAACCAAAAUCCCCAAGUCAAUGAUAGCCGGAGUACAGAGCGUCAUGCCGGUGGAAGUGACGCAACACCGUAAAGUUCGUUUCAUAUCUGUUGGAGAUGCCGUCGGAGCUGGAAUAUUCCGGCGAACACUGAACAUAGUUACGUAUUACAAGGAAGCAAGUGAUGUUAGUGGCGAGAAAGCGUGGUUAGUCGCCGGGUGGAUCAAGGAGUCGUUAGGGAGAGCCUUGGCGGAGCAACCGAUGCUCUCCGGUAGGCUACGGAGGAGGAAGACGGCGCCUGAGGAUGGUUUUGAGGUCGUGCCCAAUGACAGUGGCGUUAGGCUGUUGGAGGCUCAGUUUCCGGCGAGUUUGCCGGAGUUUCUUGAAAUGGUGAAAAGAGACAAAAGCAGAGCUGAAGCAGAGACUGUCUUUUGGAAAGACAUUGAUGAAGAUGAACCUCAGUACUCUCCAUUGUUCUAUGUUCAGGUGACUAAUUUUGAGAGUGGUGGGUAUUCAGUUGGGAUAAGCUGUAGCAUCCUGUUAGCCGAUCUCCUCCUUGAGACAGAUUUCUUGACCAAAUGGGUUCAAAUCCAAAGCUCUUUAGCUCAUUCCCAUACCAAAGCUGUCAAACCAAUCUUUUACCUCCCUUCUCUCAAACAAAACUUUAAGAAGUUCCUCACUGAAUUUACGAGGUCAGCCUCGGUUCUCGACCGCGGUGAACCCGUUGUUCUUCGGGCCAAAACAUGCCUGAAAAUGUCACCAGCAUGCAUCGUGGCCCGCAAAAAAACGAGUGCGGAUGUUUUCUUGUUCGUCAAGGAACUAGGUUCUGGCGAAGAUAGUGAUGGUAUGAAGGUAGAGAUACAUUCGUCUAAAGAUGAAGCUAUUAGCGAUUGCGAUUGCGGUGGCGAUUUGGAGGAGACAGAUGAUAGAGUAAUUAAUAAGGAUUUAGCGUUUGGGGAAAGACUUGAAGCUAGGUCAUGUUGGGUUGGGUCUGUCUCAAAAGGGGUUGUGUUUGCUGUGCCAUCUGCUUUUGGAGAUGCCAAGUCGCUUGCCAAAAUUAUUGUUGCACUACCAAAAGAGUAACUCAUUAAUAUCAGUGACAAUGAAUUGUUUUACGUUUAUCAUAAUGUUUUGCCGACUGCGUAAUGUUAUCAAUGAAACAACUGCGGAAGGCUAACUUUGAUUCUUAUACCGUGUGUCGGUGUGUGUGUGUGUGUCCGUAAUACAAAAUAUCUUAUAAUCUUAAUUAGCUGCUUGAUGA
Messenger RNA from Camelina sativa (false flax), 1473 nucleotides. The record is from RefSeq and is a predicted model, not a curated record. Lineage: Eukaryota; Viridiplantae; Streptophyta; Magnoliopsida; Brassicales; Brassicaceae.